AUGCACGCGCCGAGCGUGAGCCUGCUGCCGAUUCUCAAGAAGAGGGGCAGCAAGGGCAGUCGCAGCAGCUCGAGGUGCUCCUUCGUCCUGCCUCCGGAGUUGCACGACGUUGGCGAGAGCGGCUUCCGCAUCAAGCCAGAGUCCGACCCCAUCGUCGUCGAGGAACACAACGUGAGCACGUUCUCGCUGCCAGCGGAGGCGCUCACGUAUCAGCCGCCAGCCGAUCUGAUGUUUUCGCAUUUCAAGAACGGCGACGCGGAGAGGAAGAUCCACUGCAACACGGAGCUGCAGCCUGAGGAAUUGCAGAGGUUGUGCCAGCUGCAGCACGAGGCGUUCGAACGGGGCGUUGAGUUCUUUCCUUCGGUCGCUGCGAUGGCGACCCGGUUCCUGAGCCGCUCGCGCGGCGACUGCAAGAGGGCGCUGAAGCUGAUGCAGGAGACGCAGGAGUGGCGGGAGAGGUACUUCGAGGCCGGCCCGCUCAGGGACGAGGACCUGCGGGAGGACCUGGGCCAUGGCAUCGUUUACUUUUGCGGCCGGGACAGGUGCUUGCGUCCGACGGUCGUAGUGCGGGGCAACAGGAUUCCCCAGCGGUGGUACAAAGAGAAGCGGGUUGACAAGCUGGUCCGCGUCCUUGUCUUCUGCACGGAGUAUUUCCUCCGCUACAUGGUCGUGCCCGGAAAGGUGGAGAACCUCAAUGUGAUCUUCGACCUGAAGGGCCUUGGCAUCUCCCAGGUCCCCGUGCACGCCCUUGCCGAGGUGUACGGCGUCAUGAGCCACCACUACAUCGGUCGGGUCUUCCGCUUCUACGUGGCCAAUAUGCCCUUCACCCUGCGCGCCCUGAGCGGGGUGGCGAUGGCCAUGAUGACGGACCGGCAGCGCCAGAAGCUGACCAUCUUGGACAACGUCAGCAAGCUGAAACAAGACUUCGCUCCGCACCAGCUCGAGAAUGAUCUCGGGGGCGCCCUGCCGCCGUUCACCGAGUUCUUCCCGUUCCCACUGCAGGCUGGCCCCUUUGGCCCAGACGCGACCGGACCUGACAGCACCGCAGUGCCGUACGUGCACAGGGUGCUGACUGCCGCAGGCGCUCGGGGCACGCUCUGGGAUCCCAGGCUCUGCGCGGAGGAGAACACGGCGCUCAAGUACGCCGCGGACGCGGCCGAGCUCCUCUGCCAGUGCGGCCUGGAGGCGCAGGCAGGGCACCUGAGGGAGACCACGCCUCUGGCGAAGGCCAACUCCGCCAGCAAGAUUGCGAGCAGGGACGUGACGCCGUGCUGCAGGCGGGCCGGCGUGGACGACGAGGACGAGGACUUGCUGUCGCCACAGGCCAAGGAGCCCGUCUCGCAGGCCUCCACGGAGGCCUGCCGCAGCGACCUCUCCUGGGGCAGCGAGGCCGUGCCGUGGGGCCCCUCGCCCGGCGAGCUGCGCGCCCGCGCCGUGCGCCUGCUGCGCGGGGCCCAGCGCUCGGGCUGCCUGCGGGCCGCCCUCGCGGAGGCCAGGUCGGGGGCGCAGGUGGCGGAGCGGGCCCCGGCGCUGACGCAGGCCUGCCAGGCGGACGGCUUCUUCGGGCUGCCGGCGUGCUGGCUCCAGCCCGCACCUGGCCGGUGA
Molecule: messenger RNA, 1605 nt
Organism: Prorocentrum cordatum
Lineage: Eukaryota; Dinophyceae; Prorocentrales; Prorocentraceae
Source: the annotation of a GenBank genome assembly